AUGCCGAGGAGAGCGAAACCAGCCUCCUACUCAGCCUCCCCAGGGCUCUCCCAGGCCGAGGAGAGCCUCCAGAUCCUGGUGGAGACUGAAGGAGACAGCAUCCCGCUGAUGGAGAUCAAUGCUGGUGACACCCAGGCCUCCGAGCAGUGGGAUUUUGUUCUCGUGGCUGACCGCCGCACCCAGAGAAAUCCCAAGCAGGCCUGCCAGCAGCGACGGUUCCUGGAGGAGCUCAAGAGGAAGGGCUUCCAUUACAAGAUGAAGGAGGACCACGAGAAGGUGUUCUUUGGGGUCCGAGCCGACAGCAGGAUCUUUGAUCAGUACCGCACACUCCUCAUGGAGCCUCACGGUCCCACCGUCAGAGUGCAGCCGGCCAGGCCUACUCCCAUCCCAGCCACCACGAGGAUCCGGAUUGUCAACUUUGUGCUGAACAGCAAGACAGCAGCUGGGGACACGUUAGAGGAUUUGGUGAAGAAUGGGGUCUUUGAGACCAGAUUCGCCCUGCACAAGGGAGAGGACGACCUGAGGAAGAAAUGGGCCCAGUGGAGAAACAUGGUCCACAAGCAGCCAAUUGAUGAUAUCAGAGACUACUUUGGUGAGAAGGUGGCCCUGUACUUUGCCUGGCUCGGCUGGUACACUUACAUGCUGGUGCCCGCCGCGGUGGCCGGCCUCGUCAUCUUCCUGAGCGGCUUCUCCCUGUUCAACGCCAGCCAGAUCAGCAAGGAGAUCUGUGAGGCACAGGACACCCUGUUGUGCCCCCGUGGGGACCACAGCCGCAGGUACCAGAAGCUCUCAGACACCUGCACGUUCGCCAAGCUCACCCACCUCUUCGACAACGAGGGCACCGUGGUCUUUGCCAUCUUCAUGGCUCUGUGGGCCACGGUGUUCUUGGAGAUCUGGAAGCGGAAGCGAGCCAGUGUGGUCCUGCACUGGGACCUGUACGGGUGGGACGAAGACCAGGAGGAAAUAGCGCUCGAACUCAUUAACUGCCCAGAUUACAAGCUGCGGCUACACCAGCACUCCUACCUGCGAAGCACCGCCAUCCUGAUCGUAUCGCUCCUGAUGAUCUGCCUCAUGAUCGGCGCGGCCCAUGCCCUGGUGGUCUACCGCGUCCUGGCUGCCGCCCUCUUCAACUCCACCCUGCUCUUCCAGGAGGAGCAGGUGACCACAGCCACGGUGGUGACCGGGGCUCUGGUCCACUACGUGGCCAUCGUCAUCAUGACCAAGAUCAACAAGUAUGUGGCCCUCAAGCUCUGUGACUUUGAGAAGCCCAGGACCUUCUCAGAGCGGGAGAGCAAGUUCACCAUCAAGUUCUUCACUCUGCAGUUCUUUGCCCACUUCUCCUCCCUCAUCUACAUCGCCUUCAUCCUGGGCAGGAUCAACGGUCACCCCGGGAAGUCCGUGCGCCUGGCAGGGAUGUGGAGGCUGGAGGAGUGCCAUCUCAGUGGCUGCAUGAUGGACCUGUUCCUGCAGAUGGCCAUUAUCAUGGGUCUGAAACAAACGCUCAGCAACUGUGUGGAGUACCUGGGCCCGUGGCUGGCCCACAAGUGUCGUUUAAUACGGGCCAAGCUGAGCCACGCAUCCGAGGACCCCGAGCUCAGGGACUGGCAGCGCAACUACCUCCUGAACCCAGUCAACACCUUCAGCCUGUUCGAUGAGUUCAUGGAGAUGAUGAUCCAGUACGGCUUCACGACCAUCUUCGUGGCCGCCUUCCCGCUCGCCCCGCUGCUAGCGCUUUUCAGCAACCUCGUGGAGAUCCGCCUGGACGCCAUUAAGAUGGUCAGGUUGCAGCGGCGCCUGGUACCCCGCAAGGCCAAGGACAUCGGGACCUGGCUGCAGGUGUUGGAGACCAUCGGUGUGCUGGCGGUCAUUGCCAACGGAAUGGUCAUCGCCUUCACAUCUGAGUUCAUCCCCCGAGUGGUGUACAAGUACCACUACGGCCCAUGCCGACAGGGGGCCAACCCUGGAGUCGACUGCCUCACGGGUUACGUCAACCAUAGUCUGUCCGUGUUCCACACCAAGGACUUCCAGGACCCCAUCGGGAUAGAGGGCUCAGAGAACGUGACUGAGUGCAGGUACCGGGACUAUCGCAACGAUCAGGAUAACUACAACUUAUCCAAGCAGUUCUGGGUCCUCCUGGCCAUCCGCCUGGUCUUCCUUAUCGUCUUUGAGCACGUGGCCUUGUGCAUCAAGCUCAUUGCUGCCUGGUUCGUGCCUGAUGUCCCUCAGUCUGUAAAGAACAAGGUUCUGGAGCACAAGUACCGGACACUCUGGUAUGGGAGGCAGAGGCCAGGCAGGGGCCCCGGCUGCUGGGCGGGGCUGCACCUGCCGUCGCCACCGGGGUUGUCGCCGCUGCGCACCUGGCCCAGUGGCUUCCUCGUGACCUUCGCCCAGGAGACGGAGGUGGAACGCCGCAGCGCGCGGGGCCCCUCGCCUCGGACCGGAGCUCAGAUCCAGGGGCCUCCGUGA
This is a messenger RNA of Hyaena hyaena (striped hyena), 2466 nucleotides long. It is a transcript of the gene ANO9, whose product is annotated as anoctamin 9. Gene Ontology annotation, molecular function: chloride channel activity. The record is from RefSeq and is a predicted model, not a curated record. Gene Ontology annotation, biological process: chloride transmembrane transport. Bases 1 to 2466 code for a protein of 821 amino acids. Gene Ontology annotation, cellular component: plasma membrane. The transcript has 25 exons. NCBI's taxonomy places the organism in Eukaryota, Metazoa, Chordata, Mammalia, Carnivora, Hyaenidae.